AUGGCGGCGGCGUCGAGCGGCGAGAAGGAGAAGGAGCGGCCGGGCGGCGGCUUAGGAGCUGCCGGCGGUAACAGCACGCGAGAGCGGCUGCUGUCAGCGCUGGAAGAUCUGGAGGUCUUGUCGAGAGAACUUAUAGAAAUGCUGGCAAUUUCAAGAAAUCAAAAGUUGCUACAGUCUGGAGAGGAGAACCAGGUCCUGGAGUUGUUAAUUCACAGAGAUGGGGAAUUUCAGGAACUAAUGAAAUUGGCACUUAAUCAGGGAAAAAUCCAUCAUGAAAUGCAAGUUUUAGAAAAAGAAGUAGAAAAGAGAGACAGUGAUAUUCAGCAACUACAAAAACAGCUAAAGGAAGCAGAACAGAUACUGGCAACAGCUGUUUACCAAGCAAAAGAAAAACUCAAGUCAAUAGAAAAAGCAAGAAAAGGUGCUAUUUCCUCUGAAGAAAUAAUUAAGUAUGCACAUAGGAUUAGUGCAAGUAAUGCUGUGUGUGCCCCACUGACCUGGGUCCCAGGGGACCCACGGAGACCAUACCCAACUGAUUUGGAGAUGAGAAGUGGAUUACUGGGUCAGAUGAACAAUCCUUCCACUAAUGGAGUAAAUGGUCAUCUCCCAGGGGACGCACUUGCAGCGGGCAGACUGCCAGAUGUCCUUGCUCCACAGUAUCCCUGGCAGUCAAGUGACAUGGCGAUGAACAUGUUGCCCCCAAACCACAGUCAUGACUUUCUGCUGGAACCUCCAGGGCACAACAAAGAAAACGAGGACGAUGUAGAGGUUAUGUCAACAGACUCCUCAAGCAGCAGCAGUGACUCUGAUUAG
Rangifer tarandus platyrhynchus (Svalbard reindeer) is the source of this 813-nucleotide messenger RNA. The record is from the annotation of a GenBank genome assembly. NCBI's taxonomy places the organism in Eukaryota, Metazoa, Chordata, Mammalia, Artiodactyla, Cervidae.